CCGAGAGCCCUGUCUCUCUUUGACGAUCACUCUGCCAGCUUGAAACCUUGAACUUGCGGGGUUGGAAAGCUAAAGAAAUGUGACGUUGUAUAUCCCCGCUCUGAGAUAUGCCGUGGGACAAAGCUGCUGUUAGCGAGAGAGACCUCGUGCAGAUGGAGCCCAUCCAGGCAGGUGGUGUUAUAUAACCCUGUCUCUCAAUAAGGCCGUAGUUGUCGUGGUGCACACAACAGAAUUAUCUAUUUCAAAUUCGCAGCAAUAAUGUGGAACAAGCUUGCGGUCGCGGGCUUCAUGGUGGCUACGGCUACGGCCUCGAUAUCCGACUCAUGCCCGGAUUAUUUAGAUUACGCCAAAGAGUAUCAUGCUCCUUAUUCGGCGGGGAAGUAUAACCUCUCGUCCCAGCGACCAGCUCUGUCGUGCCGGACUUUCGGGUCUCAAGAUGUUGAGGACACGAUUGAUCGUAUGAACAAGACCAUGCGUGACCCUGAUCUCUUCCAGCUAUUUCAAAAUGCCUUCCCUAAUACUCUCGAUACGGCAAUCAAAUGGCACGGCACUGCGGAGGGGAGUGACGAGGAACUAACCUUUGUCAUUACUGGAGAUAUAAAUGCAAUGUGGCUGCGCGACUCUGCAAACCAGAUGCAAUCCUACCUGCCACUGUUAAAACCAGCAACAUCUAGUAACUCGAUAGCUUCUCUCUACCGAGGAGUUAUCAAUCUGCAAGCCCGGUAUCUUCUAACUUCGCCAUACUGCAACUCGUUCCAGCCUCCCGUCGAGUCUGGUAUCCCACCAGCAGAAAAUGGUGCUUCAACGGACGACAGGGUUUUCCCAACUUAUACCAAUCAAACGGUAUUCGAAUGCAAAUACGAGCUCGAUUCUCUUGCUGCAUUCCUUGAGGUCUCGUCAAACUACUACAAAGCUACGAAGGAUAUCAAUUUCUUCAAGAAAUACAAGUGGGUCGAUGCCAUCAAUGCCGUUCUAGAUGUUGCGACGACUAUGAUGGAGCCAACAUAUAACCAGAAUGGUAGUGUCAACACAAGUCCAUAUACGUUUACACGACAGACCAACAGGGCUACCGAAACGUUUGCCAAUGACGGACUUGGAAAUCCUAGUGCUCCGAACACUGGGUUGAUUCGUUCUGGUUUCAGGCCAUCGGAUGAUGCUACCAUUUAUCAGUUCCUGAUUCCGUCCAAUAUGAUGUUUGCUUCAUAUCUCGCCUCCACCGCCGAAAUUAUGGGUGCCCUUCCAGGCCACAAAUCUCUUGGCAAUCGCAUGGCUCAGAUGGCCGUUUCUCUCCGCGAGUCCAUCGACAAACAUGGAAUUGUUAAUGAUCCCGUGCAUGGCCGCAUCUACGCCUUUGAGGUCGACGGAUAUGGCUCCCGGAAUAUCAUGGAUGACUCAAAUGUUCCCAGUCUAUUAUCUGCGCCAUUCAUUGGUUACGUUGACAGGAAGAAUAAGGUGUAUCAAAAUACACGCAAGGUUAUACUCAGCACGGCGAAUCCGUACUUCAUGAAGGGUCCCGUAUUCAACAGCAUUGGCGGUCCACAUGUUGGGCCUGGGUUUGGGUGGCCCAUGGCGAGUAUUAUACGCAUUCUAACUUCAGAUGAUGACGCCGAAAUAAAGGAGGCCUUGCGCGAAUUGCUGUCCACCACAGAUGGGUUAGGGCUCAUGCACGAGGGAAUCAACUCAUUCGACUCCUCUAAAUGGACGAGACAAUGGUUCUCCUGGGUUAAUGGCCUGUUCGGGCAAAUGAUUUUGGAUUUGGAGGAGAGGAAGCCGUAUAUCCUAAAAACAAACUUCCAGUAAUUCGCAUAGGUUAGACAUUCUUAUAAUAAUACCAAAGC
Messenger RNA from Pseudogymnoascus verrucosus, 1838 nucleotides. RefSeq lists its product as uncharacterized. The transcript is spliced from 3 exons. Gene Ontology annotation, biological process: carbohydrate metabolic process. Bases 259 to 1800 code for a protein of 513 amino acids. Lineage: Eukaryota; Fungi; Ascomycota; Leotiomycetes; Thelebolales; Thelebolaceae. The record is from RefSeq and is a predicted model, not a curated record.